Magallana angulata is the source of this 1942-nucleotide messenger RNA. RefSeq lists its product as uncharacterized. Gene Ontology annotation, molecular function: ubiquitin-protein transferase activity; zinc ion binding. The transcript has a single exon. Bases 172 to 1830 code for a protein of 552 amino acids. Gene Ontology annotation, biological process: positive regulation of DNA-templated transcription. Lineage: Eukaryota; Metazoa; Mollusca; Bivalvia; Ostreida; Ostreidae. Gene Ontology annotation, cellular component: chromatin; nucleoplasm. The record is from RefSeq and is a predicted model, not a curated record.
UUAUUAAAUAUACACUUUUUUAUUGUUCGUAAAGACUAAAUAUAAUAUUUUGGUCGUACAAGAUAAAAGAACUUGUAUUAGUAAAUAUAAGUAGACUCAGCACGGUAUCUUACAAUAAAUUAAUAUCACUAAAUUUCGUGUUACAGAUUGGCAUGUUUAUAGCGGAAAAAGAUGGCCUCUUCUAUAUUCUCAGCACAGGACAUCAUCAACUGCAGCCUUUGUGAAAAUUCUACCACUCAAUACUGUAAUGACUGUCAAGUUAAUCUUUGUGUCGACUGCGUAAGUGUUCACAUCGCAAUGUUCCAGUCAGCUUCACAUUAUAUUGUUUCUUUCAAGAACAGAGAGGUACAUUUAGUGUAUCCUUUCUGCUUAAUUCAUCUCAGCCACAGAUGCGAGGCAGUGUGUCAACAAUGUCAAACUCAAGUCUGCAUCAAGUGUUGUAUCGACACUCAUAAAAACCACAAUGUUAAAGUAAUUAGUAAAAUUGUUGAAGAAGUAAAAUUCAGAAUUCAAAACGAAACGGAAGAAAUUCAAAAUAAACUCAUUCCAAAUAGUCAGAAGGAAGUUCUUGAUAUCGAGAACAGGAUAAUCAUAUUGACAACUGAAUAUGCAAGGCUAGAACAGGAGAGAAAACGCUUAAGAAAUCUUUGGCUUAAGGAAGUAGAGGACAUCUUUGAUAAAGUUGACUCUUACAUCAUCAAAAUGAAGGAGGAAAGCUUAUCUACUUUAACAGCUCACAAGAAAAAAAUAGAAGAAAUUAUUCCAGACAUGAUAAAAACAGUUGAAGAAAACAAAGAAAUUCUUAAAUCUAACGAAGCAACAAAUACACUUAAUUACAUCUCGAAAAAUGAGGAAUAUGAACAUGCAUAUGUCCCUUUUAAUGCUGAUAUGGAAUAUCCUUCUCUGGUAGCAGACGUUCUUGAAGGGAAUGAACUCAAUAUUAAAAUAGGUCAUCUGAGGGCAACAAUGUCUCAAACAUCAGAACCUGCAGUAAUAGAUGAUGAAUUAUCAACAAAAUUGCAACAGACCUUGAAAAAGUCAAAACUGAUCGUUUCAAUAUCUACUCGGUGUAAACCGUUACAUAGAGUUGCGUGUGUAGAAGAAAAUGAAGCUUGGGUCAGUGGUAAUAACAAAGCGAUAACUCGUCUAGAUGUACACAAGACUGUCAAAGAAACAGUUAUCACAACUUGUCUGCGAUUCACUAACGAUAUAUCAGUAACAACCCAGGGGGAUCUCAUAUAUAGUGAUUACAGAAAUAGGACGGUAAACAUAAUAAGAGAAGGAAAGACAGAGUCAUUAUUAACCACACCUUCAGGUUGGCAUCCAUGCAAUUUAUACGCCACCAAAGCAGGUGAUGUCCUUGUUAAUAUGUCUCGAGGUUUAAAGAAUAAAAUUCAUCGUUACCAAGGAGAGGAAAUUUCUCAGGAAAUUGAAAACACUGAUGACGGAAAGCCUGUUUUUGCAGAAGGAAGUUAUUCUUUAUAUUUGACAGAAAACUCAUACGGAGAUGUAUGCGUCUCAGACUUAAAUGCUCGAAGCGUGAUCUCUGUGGACAGAUCAGGACGUGUUCGAUUUCGUUACGAAGGCGGAACGAGAAAGAGAUCGUUUGAUCCUCAGUGCAUAGUAACAGACUCGCUGAAUCAAAUCAUUGUGACAGAUUACAGCAACGACUGUUUGCACAUGUUAGAUCAGACCGGACAGUUUAUGAGAGUAUUCAACAAUCAUGGUUUGGUCGCACCUUGCGGAUUGAGUAUAGAUAGUGCAGGAAGGUUGUGGGUUGGGUUACUGCACACAGGAAAAAUAAAGGUGAUACAGUAUUUGAAAAACUAGCAACUGAAAAGUAAGAAAAGGUAAAUCAGGAACCUACAAUGUACCAGAGAGCUGUAUGCAAAUGCACUGUAAAUAUCCCCGUUUUUCGUAAACGUCUGAUUGCAGUGUUUUG